CCAGUUUCUUGAGUCAGAAAUACACAGCUGGUCAUGGGGAUUAAAACAAUCUUGUCUUUAGCUGUAAUUGCUCAUGCAUGCUCGUCCCACGACAGCUCUAGGAGCAGCACUGAAUGGACUGAUGAGCAACCAGAGGACAACGUGCUUCCAGUUCCAACCUCAAAAUAUAAAAAUGUUCCUAAAGGAGGGUAUGUAUGUGAAUCUCCAGCAGGAAAUGCUUCACAUCGUGUACUCAAGCUCAGUAGCAACACUACAUCAAUCCCUGAGCCAUGCCACACCUCAGUUGAUGCUGUUAAAUUCCUGAAAGGCCCGCUGGUCACCCGCUUCAUGCCGUCCUUCUACAUCAUCAUCAUCCUCAUCAGUUUGCCUCUGAACGCUUUGGCUUUGGUGACGUUCACCUGCAGGAUCAGAGAAAAGAAACCAGCUGUGAUCUACAUGUCUCACCUGGCGUGUGUGGAUCUGCUCUUCGCCCUGCUGCUGCCUCUGAAGAUCCACUACCAGCUGAACGCUUCUGAUUGGCUGUUUGGUGAGGCGGCGUGUCGUGUGCUCACUGCAGCUUAUUACUGCUACAUGUACUGCUCCAUACUGCUGAUGAUGUGCAUGAGUGUGGACAGACUGCUGGGUGUUGCGCUUCCUGUUGCUUCUUUAAGCUGGAGAAAUGCAAAGAAAGCCUCAUUCAUAUGUGCAAUAGUCUGGCUGCUGGCGCUUGCUGGUACUGUGCCACUGCUUUUAAUGAGACAAACAGUUAAGAUUAAAGAUGUGGGCAUCACUUGUCAUGAUAUGCUGAAUGCCAAUGACAAAACAUUGUUGUAUUAUGUGUACCUGUUCUCCAUCCUCUCCUGCCUGUAUUUCUUUGUGCCGCUGGUCAUCACUUUAGUGAGCUACUCCACCAUCAUAUAUGUGCUCAGUGUAAAGUCUGACCGCAUUCCUUCAUCUUCAUCCAACAGAAAAAGAGCUGUGAUCAUGACUGUUUCUGUGCUGAGUGAGUUUGUGGUGUGUUUUGCUCCAACCAACGGCAUCUUGUUGUAUCACUGUGUUAGAUUAGCAAGAGGAGGUAAAUACGGUGAAGGAAAUUCAUCAUAUUCAGCUUACAUGUUGGCUUUGUGUUUAGGGAGUGCAAGCGUUUUUUUGGACCCUCUCCUGUACUAUUAUGGUUCAUCUCAUUACAGACAGAUAAUCAAGUCUGUGCUGAGAAGGAAAAAGCAGAAUAAUCAGCCCCUGUAAUGCAACUGUUACUUAAAACCAGCCCUGCAGCGACAUGUGAAACUUUAAGUGUCCUUAUUAUGCUUUUUGUCCAAA
Molecule: messenger RNA, 1299 nt
Organism: Danio aesculapii
Lineage: Eukaryota; Metazoa; Chordata; Actinopteri; Cypriniformes; Danionidae
Gene: f2r2.1
Product: coagulation factor II thrombin receptor 2.1
Exons: 3
Coding region: 34-1224 (396 amino acids)
Biological process (GO): positive regulation of blood coagulation; positive regulation of Rho protein signal transduction; blood coagulation
Cellular component (GO): membrane
Molecular function (GO): thrombin-activated receptor activity
Source: RefSeq, a predicted model, not a curated record